UAUACAUAUAUAUAAAUAUUCCUUAAUGAAAAUGGAGGGUGCUAUGCUUCUAAAGUUGGUUUUGGUUGCUGCUGCUGUUGUGAACACAGUGCAUGGGCAUGGGACGCGUGUAGGGUUCUAUUCCAGAACAUGUCCGGCUGCUGAAUCCAUUGUUACCUCCACAGUUGAGUCCCACGUUAGGUCUGACCCUACUUUGGCUGCUGCCAUACUCAGGCUGCACUUCCAUGAUUGCUUUGUCCGAGGUUGUGAUGCUUCUGUUCUCAUUGCUGGCUCUGCUACCGAGAGAACAGCACGCCCAAACCUUAGUCUCAGAGGAUACGAGGUUAUUGACGAUGCAAAGGAAAAGCUCGAAGCUCGCUGCCCUGGUGUUGUGUCCUGUGCUGAUAUCCUUGCUCUUGCUGCUCGUGAUUCUGUUGUUCUGAGUGGUGGAAGAAGUUGGAAAGUGCCAACAGGACGCAAAGAUGGAAGAGUUUCAAUUGGAAGCGAAGCCCUUAGUUUGCCUGGUCCUAACGAUACUGUCUCUGUGCAGAAGACUAAGUUUUCUGAUAAGGGUCUCAACACCCUAGACCUGGUCGUUCUUGUUGGUGGACAUACAAUAGGCACAUCAGCUUGCCAAUCUUUUGCAGACAGAAUAUACAACCCUAAUGGCACCGCUGAUCCUUCCAUCGACCCUUCGUUUCUUCCAUUUCUGCGACAGAUUUGCCCACAAAACCAGCCAACGAAACGAGUGGCACUGGACACUGAUAGCCAAUUCAAAUUCGACACUUCGUACUUUGCUCACCUGAAGAGAGGGCGUGGAAUUCUCCGUUCUGAUCAAGCGCUUUGGACUGAUCCUUCCACAAGACCCUUUGUUCAGAAAUACUUAGCCACCGCUCUUUUCAACUACCAAUUCGGAAACUCUAUGGUUAAGAUGAGCAACAUUGGUGUCAAACAGGGUGAUGACGGUGAAAUUCGCAACAAAUGUUCUGCUAUAAAUUAAUCACUAUUUUCUCUACUUCCAUAGACCUCUGUUACUGCAUACUGUUCUUGGAGCUUCUCAGAUCAAACUUCAUUGCACCCCCUUAAGUUGUUUCAUGUCUACUACGACUAUAAACUGUG
Messenger RNA from Vigna umbellata (rice bean), 1098 nucleotides. Its product is annotated as cationic peroxidase 2-like. NCBI's taxonomy places the organism in Eukaryota, Viridiplantae, Streptophyta, Magnoliopsida, Fabales, Fabaceae. Gene Ontology annotation, molecular function: heme binding; peroxidase activity. Gene Ontology annotation, biological process: hydrogen peroxide catabolic process; response to oxidative stress. The record is from RefSeq and is a predicted model, not a curated record.